Acanthisitta chloris (rifleman) is the source of this 602-nucleotide messenger RNA. RefSeq names its product IMP1 inner mitochondrial membrane peptidase-like (S. cerevisiae) (gene IMMP1L). Gene Ontology annotation, molecular function: serine-type endopeptidase activity. Bases 36 to 536 code for a protein of 166 amino acids. Gene Ontology annotation, cellular component: mitochondrial inner membrane peptidase complex; membrane. NCBI's taxonomy places the organism in Eukaryota, Metazoa, Chordata, Aves, Passeriformes, Acanthisittidae. The transcript has 5 exons. The record is from RefSeq and is a predicted model, not a curated record.
AGGUUGGGAGCAGCUGAAGGCCCUGGUGGUGUAGAAUGCUUCGCCAUGGCCUAGGGAAGACCUUUCGCUUCCUGGGGUACACUGUGCAGUAUGGCUGCAUAGCACACUGUGCCUUCGAGUACCUUGGAGGAGUUGUGGUGUGUUCUGGACCUUCCAUGGAACCAACCAUUCAGAAUUCUGACAUUGUCUUUUCAGAGAACCUCAGUCGCCACUUCUAUUGCAUUCGCAAGGGAGACAUUGUAAUUGCGAAAAGCCCAAGUGACCCCAAAUCAAAUAUCUGUAAGAGAGUCAUUGGCUUGGAAGGAGAUAAAGUCUGCACAAGUAACCCCUCAGAUUUCCUUAAGAGUCACAGCUAUGUGCCUAAAGGACAUGUUUGGUUAGAAGGUGAUAACCUCAGGAAUUCUACAGAUUCCAGGUGCUAUGGACCUGUUCCCUACGGACUGAUCAGAGGACGCAUUUGUUUUAAGAUUUGGCCUCUGAGUGACUUUGGAUUUUUACGUGCAAGCCCCAAUGGGCACAGAUUUCUUGAUGAAUAAAAGAUUUAAGUUACUAGUCCCAAUUUUCAUAGUAUUUUCUACUAAAAUUAAUGGGCCUAUUUUUGU